Molecule: messenger RNA, 354 nt
Organism: Pocillopora meandrina
Lineage: Eukaryota; Metazoa; Cnidaria; Anthozoa; Scleractinia; Pocilloporidae
Source: the annotation of a GenBank genome assembly
AUGUGGAUUUUCCACAAUUUGUUCAACUUUGAUAAAGAGCAGCCGAUUAUGUACCAGUCAAAAUUCACUGAUCAACAGUGGAAACAAAUAAUUGAGGCAUUCCCAGAAAACGUCCCACUGCCUAAAGUGACUUGUCCUUCAGAGGAUGAGCAACAAUAUACGAUAAACAAAAGAACAUCUAAAAAGGACGCUAAAUGCGCCACCUGUAAAAAAGAAUUAUCAGAGGGUAAUAUCCAAGCCACAACAGAAGGCCCUUACAGGACAAUACAGAAGUCCUGGAUUAAAAGGACAUUCUUCUUUUGCCCUCGUUUGCAGUGCAUGGGAAAAUUGCCGAGGAAUUCUUUUAUUUGCCCA